AUCGGCGACUUUGGAGACUGUCGAAGGAAAGGUUCCCGCUAUCCUGGUGGAGAGAUGUCUGUAAGGUGGUCGGCACCAGAGGUUUUGACGAGCAGCGAAAACUACAGCACGAAAUCUGACAUCUGGGCCUAUGGUAUAGUCCUCUGGGAGGUAUACAGUCUCGGGCACGUACCCUUUUUUGAUAUACCCAAUACCAAGCUGAGCGAAGCCCUGGAGAAAGCCUUCCGUGAGGGCAGGUGUCCACUUCAGUUCCCCGAUUAUACUCCCAAAGCCGUCCAGCGGAUAGGCCUUGCAGAGGAAGCUGACGCCUUCUUCUUCUUCUCCUCGAUCUCUGUCUGCGAACUGCUCAUCAACUUCUCCCAACAGCCACUUAAACGGUAA
This is a messenger RNA of Dibothriocephalus latus, 381 nucleotides long. Lineage: Eukaryota; Metazoa; Platyhelminthes; Cestoda; Diphyllobothriidea; Diphyllobothriidae. The record is from the annotation of a GenBank genome assembly.